Messenger RNA from Trichoderma aggressivum f. europaeum, 1017 nucleotides. RefSeq lists its product as uncharacterized. The record is from RefSeq and is a predicted model, not a curated record. The transcript is spliced from 2 exons. Bases 1 to 1017 code for a protein of 338 amino acids. NCBI's taxonomy places the organism in Eukaryota, Fungi, Ascomycota, Sordariomycetes, Hypocreales, Hypocreaceae. Gene Ontology annotation, biological process: L-threonine catabolic process; L-serine catabolic process. Gene Ontology annotation, molecular function: threonine deaminase activity; L-serine ammonia-lyase activity; pyridoxal phosphate binding.
AUGGGAUCCAUCUCUCCAGACGCAAAGCUGCCCUGGAUCAAGACGCCAUGCAUCCUCAGUCGUCCAUUGAGCCGUAUAGCCGGCUGCAACAUCCAUCUCAAACUCGACAACCUCCAGCCCAGCGGCUCCUUCAAGUCCCGCGGCAUCGGCAACCUCAUGAUCCACGCCGUCGCAACCAACCCCGACGUCCACUUCUACUGCCUCUCCGGCGGCAACGCGGGCCUCGCCUGCGCCAGCUCUGCCGCCGCCCUCUGCAAGCCCGCCACCAUCGUCAUCCCUGAGACCGCCUCCGACAUCUUCAAGAACAAGCUCCUCGAUCUCGGCGCCCGCGUCUUCCAGGUCGGCAGGGGCCUCGCCGUCGCCGAUCUCUUCCUCCGCGAGAACCUCCUCGCCAAGGACCCUCGCGGCUUCUACGUCCCGCCGUUUGACCACCCGCACAUUUGGGAUGGCGCGGCUACCAUUGUUGGCGAACUACGCGACCAGCUUGACGUUCCCAUUGACGGCAUCGUCUGCAGCGUGGGCGGCGGCGGCCUGUUCAACGGCUUGAUGCAGGGCAUUGAAAGCUUCCGCUGGUCUGGCCGGAAGCCUCACGUCCUCACCGUCGAAACCGCAGGCGCUGAUAGCCUCAAUGCCAGCAUCCUGGCCAACGCCCACGUCACACUGCCGGAAAUCACAUCCAUCGUCACUUCGCUGGGCGUUUCCCGCGUCUCCGAAGAGACGUGGAAGUGGUCUCAGGUGCCAAACACCCAAAACGUGGUCGUCUCAGAUGCCGAUGCCGCGGCCAGCUGCGUCCGGUUCGCCGACGAUGCCCGCCUGGUCGUCGAGAUCUCGUGCGGCGCCGCGCUGGCUACGGUAUACCGCGGCGACUUGAGAGAGCGGCUCGGCCAGGGCUUGACGGAUGCUCAAUGGGCUGAGAAGAACGUUGUCAUGAUUGUGUGUGGAGGUUCUGGCGUCUCGCUCAGGACUCUUGACCAUUACCGAGAAGAAUAUGGUCCACUUGCGACUAUCAAGGUGUAA